Messenger RNA from Periconia digitata, 247 nucleotides. The record is from the annotation of a GenBank genome assembly. NCBI's taxonomy places the organism in Eukaryota, Fungi, Ascomycota, Dothideomycetes, Pleosporales, Periconiaceae.
GCACCAAUCCGUCCGCGAAUUUCUCGUGUAUGACGUAAAUAACUCAGCUGGAGAAUGAUGUUUUCCUCCGUCGCGCAAAUUUCUGCCUGAAUUGCCCACUUUCCAGUUCACGCUGGCGUCACUGAUGUCUCACAAACACUGCUCUUGGAAUCAUUUAUCGUUCUAUACUUUCCUUCGCGUCAUUCUUCCCUACUGCCCCUCUCUUUCCCGCCCGCUCUAUCUCCAGCGAAUCAUACACGCAAAAUAG